Molecule: messenger RNA, 483 nt
Organism: Lactuca virosa
Lineage: Eukaryota; Viridiplantae; Streptophyta; Magnoliopsida; Asterales; Asteraceae
Source: the annotation of a GenBank genome assembly
AUGGCAUGGACAUCUCCAGAAGAAGCCAUGCCAUGGGUGGGAUUAAAUAUUUGUGCAGCAUCUCUGGUUUGCACUCUAGCAAUGGCAGCCGAUGUCUUCCGAGGCUUUCAACAAUGGAAGCUCUGGUUUCCAUGCAGAUUUUUUACCAUUAAUUCUGUUUCCAUUACACUGAUAGCAAUAUCAAUGAAGCUAUCAGUGGAUCUAAGCACCACCCUAGCUGAUGAUCAAGACAUUGGAGCAAAGUAUGUAAGCAUUAUUUUCUUGGUCACCAUGUUAGCCAACUUUCUCCCAUCUUUAGGGCUUAUGAAUGACAAGGAACUUCUGCUGAAUACCGUAGCCUUGAGUAUCCUCAUACUCACCAUUAAUGUAAAUAUAUGGAUCCAGGAUAUUAGUUCUUGGUUGAUGGUGUUUCAGCAUCUAGAAGAGUUUUACAACAACGGUACAAGGAGUUGCACAGUUUGGCUUCUAAUCAUCAACCGAUAA